Messenger RNA from Catharus ustulatus (Swainson's thrush), 2873 nucleotides. It is a transcript of the gene SCNN1B, whose product is annotated as sodium channel epithelial 1 subunit beta. The record is from RefSeq and is a predicted model, not a curated record. Gene Ontology annotation, molecular function: ligand-gated sodium channel activity. NCBI's taxonomy places the organism in Eukaryota, Metazoa, Chordata, Aves, Passeriformes, Turdidae. The coding region runs from base 207 to 2357 and encodes 716 amino acids. Gene Ontology annotation, cellular component: membrane. The transcript has 14 exons. Gene Ontology annotation, biological process: sodium ion transmembrane transport.
GGGGCCGGUGCCGGUGCCGGUCUCACCGGGAGCGCUGCCGGAGCCGCAGGUGCAGCCCUGAUGGGGCAGAGCAGGACCCACUCCAGGCUGGCACCAACCCUGCCCUGAGCAGCUCCAGCCCGAGCUCUGAGCACUGUGCCAAGUCCCUGUAACAGGGCUUGGGCAAGAAACCUCUUCAGAAACACUCUGGAAAUACAGGCAGCAGCAUGAACCUGAAGAAGUACCUGGUGCGGGCGCUGCACCGCCUGCAGAAGGGCCCUGGCUACACCUACAAGGAGCUGCUGGUCUGGUACUGCGACAACACCAACACCCACGGCCCCAAGCGCAUCAUCAAGGAGGGGCCAAAGAAGAAAUUAAUCUGGUUCUUCCUAACGCUGCUCUUCGCAUCCCUGGUGUUCUGGCAGUGGGGGAUCCUCAUCAACACCUACCUCUCCUACAACGUCACCUCGUCCCUCUCCAUUGGCUUUAAGACCAUGAAGUUCCCCGCAGUCACUGUCUGCAAUGCCAACCCUUUCAAGUACUCGGAGGUGAAGCCCCUGCUGAAGGAGCUGGACAGGCUCAUUGAGGCAGCACUGGAGAGGAUCCUGCAGCCAGGGAACAGCAGUGACAGCGUGUACCCACCACUGGACCUGGAGCUCUGGAACCAGAUGCCCCUGGUCCUCAUCGACGAGCACGACAAAGACAAUCCCAUCAUCCUGGACAUCUUUGAGACCAACCAGACUGCCAUGGGCAACGAAACCAUGGGGAACCUCACCACUGCUUCACCUACCCCUGAUGCAGAGAGCCUCACCACUGCUCCACCUGGCCCUGAUGCAGAGAGCCUCACCACUGCUCCAUCUGGCCCUGAUGCAGGGAACCUCACCACUGCUCCACCUGGCCCUGAUGCAGGGAACCUCACCACUGCUCCACCUGGCCCUGAUGCAGGGAACCUCACCACUGCUCCACCUGCCCCUGAUGCAGGGAACCUCACCACUGCUCCACCUGGCCCAGCCAACAGCACAACAGAAGAGAAGAAGUACAAGCUGGCAGUGAAGCUGUGCAGCAGCCAGGGCUCUGACAACUGCACGUACAGGAACUUCAGCAGCGCGGCGCAGGCGGUGACCGAGUGGUACAUCCUGCAGGCCACCUCCAUCCUCUCCAAGGUGCCUCUGCACGACAGGAUCAGGAUGGGCUACCAGGCAGAGGACAUGAUCCUGGCCUGUCUCUACGGGGCUGAGCCCUGCAACUACAAGAAUUUCACCCAAAUCUACCACCCAGACCAUGGGAACUGCUACAUCUUUAACUGGGGCAUGGAUGAAGAGGCUCUGAAUUCUUCCAACCCCGGGGCUGAGUUUGGGCUGAAGCUGAUUCUGGACAUCAGCCAGCAGGACUACAUUCCCUACCUGUCCUCUGCUGCUGGGGCCAGGCUCAUGCUGCAUCAGCAGAAGAGCUUCCCCUUCCUCAAGGACCAGGGCAUCUACGCCAUGGCUGGGACAGAAACCUCCAUCGGAGUGCUGGUGGACGAGCUGGAGAGGAUGGGUUAUCCCUACAGCGACUGCACCGUCAACGGCUCCGACGUCCCCGUCAGAAACCUCUACAGCCAGUACAACACCUCCUACUCCAUCCAGGCUUGCCUGCGCUCCUGUUUCCAGAACCACAUGGUGGAGAGCUGUGGCUGUGGGCACUACAUGUUCCCUCUGCCCGAAGGGGUGAAUUACUGCAAUAAUGAGGAUUACCCAGGCUGGGCAUAUUGCUAUUCCUCACUGAGAUCCAGCAUAAAACAGCGUCAGAUCUGCAUUGACUCCUGUAAAGAAACCUGCAAUGACACACAGUACAAAAUGACCAUCUCCAUGGCAGACUGGCCGUCAGAAGCCUCUGAGGACUGGAUUUUCCAUAUUCUGUCUUACGAAAGGGAUAUGUCAACAAAUGUGACUCUGGACAGGACUGGCAUCAUCAAGCUGAACAUUUACUUCCAGGAGUACAACUACCGCACCAUCUCGGAGUCAGCUGCCACCACGAUCGUGUGGCUGCUGUCCAGCCUGGGAGGCCAGUUUGGCUUCUGGAUGGGGGGCUCGGUGCUGUGCCUCAUUGAGUUUGGGGAGAUCAUCAUCGACUCGCUCUGGAUCACCAUCAUCAACCUCAUCAGCUGGUGCAAAGGGCUGAAGCAGCGGCGGGCGCGGGCGCGGUACCCGGACGCGCCCCCGACGGUGUCGGAGCUGGUGGAGGCUCACACCAACCUGGGCUUCCAGCACGAGGCCGGGGCAGCCGGGGCCCAGGCGCUGCCCCCCGAGCCCGGCACGCCCCCCCCCAACUACGACUCCCUGCGUGUGCAGCCCCUGGACACCCCCGGCCCCGACAGCGACACGGACACCGAGUGACCGCAGCGUCCUGUCCACUCUGCUGGGCUGUGCCGAGUGACCGCAGCGUCCUGUCCACUCUGCUGGGCUGUGCCGAGUGACUACAGUGUCCUGUCCACUCUGCCAGCUGUGCCGAGUGACCACAGCAUCCUGUCCACUCCUGCCAGCUGUGCCGAGUGACCACAGCGUCCUGUCCACUCUGCUGGGCUGUGCCGAGUGACCGCAGCGUCCUGUCCGCUCUGCUGGGCUGUGCUGAGUGACCACAGUGUCCUGUCCACUCUGCCGGGCUGUGCUGAGUGACCACAGCGUCCUGUCCACUCCUGCCAGCUGUGCUGAGUGACCACAGCAUCCUGUCCACUCCUGCCAGCUGUGCUGAGUGACCACAGCAUCCUGUCCACUCUGCCAGGCUGUGCUGAGUGACCACAGCAUCCUGUCCACUCUGCCGGGCUGUGCUGAGUGACCACAGUGUCCUGUCCACUCUGCCAGCUGUGCUGACUGACCACAGCGUCCUGUGCACUCCUGCCAGCUGUGCUGAGU